Molecule: messenger RNA, 549 nt
Organism: Felis catus (domestic cat)
Lineage: Eukaryota; Metazoa; Chordata; Mammalia; Carnivora; Felidae
Gene: TNFSF4
Product: TNF superfamily member 4
Biological process (GO): immune response
Cellular component (GO): membrane
Molecular function (GO): cytokine activity; tumor necrosis factor receptor binding
Source: RefSeq, marked provisional
UGAAGAUGGAAGGGGUCCAACCCCUGGAUGAGAAUGUGGGAAACGCACCAGGGCGAAGAUUCCAGAGCAACAAGCUAUUGCUGGUGGCGGCUGUAAUUCAGGGGCUGGGGCUGCUCCUGUGUUUCACCUACAUCUGCCUGCACUUCUAUGCUUCCCAGGUGCCACCUCAGUAUCCUCCAAUUCAAAGUAUCAAAGUACAAUUUACCAAGUGUGGGAAUGGGACAGGUUGCAUCAUCACGUCCCCAAACAAGGAUGAAACCAUGAAGGUGCAAGACAACUCAAUCAUCAUCAACUGUGAUGGGUUCUAUCUCAUCUCUCUGAAGGGCUACUUCUCUGAGGAGCUCAGCCUCAGCCUUUAUUACCGGAAGGGUCGGAAACCUCUCUUCUCCCUGAGCAAGGUCAAAUCUGUCGACUCCAUUGGAGUGGCCCAUCUAGCUUUUAAGGACAAAGUCUACUUUAACGUGACCACUCACAAUACCUCCUACAAAGACAUCCAGGUGAAUGGUGGGGAAUUGAUUGUCAUUCUUCAAACUCCUGGUGGAUUCUGUG